GGUUGCAGUGUUCGUCGAAAUGUGGUUGUCAUUAAUUUCCUGCGUACUUUGGCUCGCGCCGACGCUUCUCGCAGAAGAACACUGGUGGCAGCAUGCCAACUUUUAUCAAAUCUAUCCACGAUCGUUCAAAGACAGUGAUGGCGAUGGUGUGGGCGAUUUGCGGGGCAUAAUGGAAAAGGUGCCCUAUCUGCGUCGCGAGCUAGGCAUCGAUGCGAUAUGGUUGUCUCCGAUCUUUAAAUCGCCGAUGGCAGACUUUGGCUACGACAUAUCCGACUUCCGUGAUAUACAUUCCGAGUUUGGAACAGUUGCCGAUCUGGAAGCAUUAGCUGCCACCUGCAAUGCCGAAGGUUUGAAGCUGAUCUUGGAUUUUGUUCCUAACCAUAGCAGUGACGAGAGCGAGUGGUUCACAAAGUCCGCCAACAAAGAUCCAACGUACAGUGAUUAUUACGUUUGGCACCCGGGAAAGACACUGGCAAAUGGGACACGUGUGCCCCCUUCAAACUGGGUGAGCGUUUUCCGUGGAUCUGCCUGGGAAUGGAAUGACGUCCGCCAGGAGUACUAUCUCCAUCAGUUUCUUGUUAAGCAGCCCGACCUUAACUACCGCAAUUCGGCACUGGUACAAGAAAUGAAGGAUGUGAUCAGAUUCUGGCUAGAAAAAGGUGUGCACGGAUUCCGCAUCGAUGCUGUACCGUACCUCUUUGAGUCCACGCCAGUUAAUGGGGUGUAUCCGGACGAAGAACUGAGUGGAGAAACCGAUGAUCCGGAUAAUCCUUCGUAUUUAGUGCAUACGCUUACGCAAAAUCUGGACGAAACAUUCGAUAUGGUGUACCAAUGGAGGAAGGUUGUCGAUGACUACAAGCAAGAGACACAAUCCGAAGAUAUAGUGCUGAUGGCAGAAGCGUACACUCCCCUGAUGAACAUUAUUCGUUUAUUUGGAGAUGAAAACUCGGAAGGAGCGCAUGUUCCGUUCAAUUUUGAGGUGCUUAGCAAUACGUUCAAGGAAACGACAGGAAAAGAAUUUCACGACAACAUCAAACGUUGGCUUGAUGUGGUGCCAUCAAAUAGGUUCUCAAACUGGGUGCUUGGCAAUCACGACAACAAGCGGGUCUCGUCUCGUCUAGGUGUGGCACGUGCCGAUCUAUACCAAAUUGCCCUAAAUGUGCUACCAGGCAUUGCCGUUACCUACAACGGCGAUGAGCUAGCGAUGGAGGAUGUGUUUAUUUCGUGGAAGGAUACUAUCGACCCGGCUGCAUGUAACACUAAUCCUAAGGACUAUUUAAUGUACAGUCGCGAUCCGGUGAGAACCCCAUUCCAGUGGGAUGAUUCGACUAGUGCAGGAUUUUCCACUAAUCACACAACCUGGCUGCCCGUUGCACCCAACUACAAAACACUUAACUAUAAGGCACAAAAAGCUGCUCCGCGAUCUCACGUUAAGAUAUUUAAAUCGCUCGUGCGUCUGCGUAAGCAGCGAACACUGCGCGAGGGUACGAUGGAAAUGCAGUUAGUAGGAGAUAACAUAAUUGUAAUUAAGCGACACUUGGAAGGAGUAAGCACCAUUGUGGCCGUGCUUAACUUUAACAAAACGACAGAAACCAUCAAGCUAUCGUCCGUCUUCGAAGGGUUGCCUUCUGCGUUCGAGGUGAUUACCUCGUCCAUGCAAACCAACUACAUCGAUGGAACGGUCGUGGGAAGAGAUGAAAUCGUUCUGCCCGCCGAUGCAGCAAUUGUUGUGGAGGGAAACGUUGCGAAUGGAAUUUAAUUUCAACAAAUCUGUAAAUCUAGC
Anopheles maculipalpis is the source of this 1783-nucleotide messenger RNA. Its product is annotated as probable maltase. Bases 20 to 1759 code for a protein of 579 amino acids. Gene Ontology annotation, biological process: carbohydrate metabolic process. NCBI's taxonomy places the organism in Eukaryota, Metazoa, Arthropoda, Insecta, Diptera, Culicidae. The transcript is spliced from 3 exons. The record is from RefSeq and is a predicted model, not a curated record.